AGGGAUCCACAGCUGAUCCAUACCGUAUUAUGAUACGGGUAAUAACCGUGCGGCUGAUCGAUAAGAUAACGACUACCCUAGGUACCUUACCAUCUACACAGUCACAUCAAUUCAUUGUCAUUUGUUGUCGGCUGUUUUCCUUUUUCCUUCCUGACUCUUUCCUCGCCGGCGACAUGGGAAAAGGCACCGAUAAGCUCUACAUUACACACUCCGAGUGGUCAUCGUCAGAUGCCUACGGCGCCAGCGUCGGCGCCAAUGCCGGUUCACGCGCGCAGCGCAGUGGAGGCGCUGCUCAUGCAGGCUUCAAGCGCCUCCCCUUCAACUUCUGCGCCGCCAGCCUCCAGCCUUUCAAGAACCCCGUCUGCACGCCGUCCGGCACGAUAUUCGAUGUCGAAGUCAUUGGUGCGUGGUUGGAAAAGCACGGGACGAACCCUGUCGACGGCAAACCGCUCGCCGCGAAAGACCUGAUCCGCCUCAAUUUCACGCGCAACGCCGAUGCAGCCGGGACUAACGACGGCAAUGGCGCUCCGUCUGACGGCAAGGGGGAUUUUAUCGACCCGGUUACGUUCAAGGUGCUCACCGACAACACGCACAUCGUUGCUGUCCGACACGGCAACUACGCCAAUGUGUUCGCCUGGGAGACCAUCGAGCGCAUGAACAUCAAGGCCAAGAUGUGGCGCGACCUGGUCGACGACGUCGAGUUUGGGCGCAAGGACAUCAUCACGCUGCAGGACCCGCAGAACGCAGCCAGUCGCGACCUCAGCCAGUUCAAGUACCUCCAAGACGGCCAGGAAGCGCUGCCGACGAAGGAACAAGAAGAGCAACGCCAGCAAGGGAGCAUCAACAUCAACGCGCUCGGCCGGAUAGGCGACAAGGUGCUGCGGGCGAAGGAAGCCGUCGAGCGCGCCCGCCAGGCCCGCGAAGCCGGCGGCGACGUCAACCGGAUCACCAGAUCAUUAACCGCCGCCCACUCCAAGCCCACCUCGUCCACCCCUACCGCCCGCGCCCCCUCCAUAAUCGAGAAGAAAAUCGCACCCAACGCAGCAGCAUACACCACCGGCCGGGCCGCCGCGUCCUUCACCUCGACGGGGCUCACCCCGGAAACCUCUGGAGAGCGCGCCCUGCUCUCGGACGAAGAAUGGAUGCUGAAGCCCAAACGGAUCAAGCACAAAGGCUACGCGCGGCUGGACACCAACCUCGGGCCCUUAACCCUUGAACUACACACCGAAACGGCGCCCAAAGCAGUGUGGAACUUCCUGCGGCUCUCGCAAAAGGGCUACUACCGCGGCGUGACCUUCCACCGCAACAUCCGCAACUUCAUGAUCCAGGGCGGCGACCCGACGGGGACGGGCCGCGGCGGACAAUCCAUCUGGGGCAAGACCUUCGCCGACGAGCUGGAAGGCCCCCACGUGCACGACGCUCGGGGCGUGGUGGCGCUCGCCAACCGCGGGAAGAACACCAACUCGUCGCAGUUCUACAUCACCUACCGCCCCGCGAAGCACCUCGAUCGCAAGCACACCGUGUUCGGCCGCGUGGUCGAGGGCGUCGACACGACGCUCACCGCCAUGGAGAAGGUGCCGGUUGAGGAAGGGACGAACAGGCCGCUGGAGGAGAUCCGGAUCAAGGAUGUCGUGGUGCUGAUUGAUCCGUUUGAGGAGUUCUUGAAGGAGAAGAAGGAGCGGGAGAAGGAGGAGGCGGCGAAAGAAGAGGUCAAGAGGAAGGGUGGCGACGAGGACGAUCGGACGACCUGGACGGGCAAGAGGAUCCGGGCUGACGGGGUUGUUGUGGAGGAUGCACGGGCCUCGAGGGUUGGGAAGUAUCUCAAGAGUGCGGUCGCUGGUGCGCGAACGGAGGAGAUUGGAGGUUGGGAGCAGGUGGGGGACGUGGAGACCUGGGAAGGGCCGGUCAAGAAGAAGGUCAAGAUGGGAGGGUUUGGGAAUUUUGAUUCGUGGUAAAGAAGGGAAUGGGUUGUUACCUACCUAGUCAAAUGUAUAAAGCAUGGCGCGGCGUUUGGUGGGAAAAGGGGAUUUGAUCCAUUCAGUCAGAUCUGGGUUUCAUUCAUGGGGCUGCAAAACUCCCAGCUGGUAUAUACGAUA
Molecule: messenger RNA, 2096 nt
Organism: Chaetomium strumarium
Lineage: Eukaryota; Fungi; Ascomycota; Sordariomycetes; Sordariales; Chaetomiaceae
Exons: 1
Coding region: 30-1955 (641 amino acids)
Biological process (GO): protein peptidyl-prolyl isomerization; protein folding; protein polyubiquitination
Cellular component (GO): catalytic step 2 spliceosome
Molecular function (GO): peptidyl-prolyl cis-trans isomerase activity; ubiquitin protein ligase activity
Source: RefSeq, a predicted model, not a curated record